UCCUUUUAUACAAAUCAAGCGAACUACACUUUUUCACUGAUGACGCGAGUUUCCCGCCCUGACUCACCAGAGCCUGCGUGGGGAAGUUAACAGUGUUUUCACAGCGAUUUGCUUUGGCUAAUUUUUCAUUUGACCGACUUUUGCGACUGGCUAAUGAUGCCUUCCACACAGGACUGGAUCAACAACCCUCUCACAGUGAUUCAAGGGAUGUUUGCUAACUCACAAAACAUUCCAAACUCUGGAUGGGAGGCAAAAGUGGUUGAUUUCUUUAAGGACCAUCUAAAAAAGGACAAUGCUCAUACUUGGGUCCCAUCUUUGAAUGAUGUGCCUUUGCACUACCUGAAGCCCAACAGCCUGGUCAAGUUUCGUUGCUUCAUCCAAGACAUGUAUGAUCCAGAGUUCUACAUGGGAGUGUAUGAGACUGUUGAUCCAUCCACAAAGGCUAAGGUGUUGCAAUGUGGGAAGUACAAAGAUGUAACAGAAUGUGGGGUGGAUUUCAACUCAAGAAACACUGUGACUGCAGAGAGGCAAACUUUCUACUGUGUGCCAAUUCCUGGAGAAAAUCCCUGGGUGAAAGAAAGCUAUGCCGGCCUAAGCCAAGUGAGAGUGGUUCCUUCAACCUCGUAUGCACCCACCAGACAGAAACGGAGCUAUGAGGAAGAGGAAGACCUAAACGUGCUGAAACAAAGGGAGCCACCUACUGGUCCUCCAAGUAACACAGAACAGCACAGAAAUGGAGACUCUAAGCGGCAGGAGACAGAAGCCCCUUCCAGCCACAUGGCGUCUGCCUCUCAUCUUGACCUAAACUUCCCCCUACCAGGAGAGAAAGGCCCAUCCUGUCUAGUCAAGGUUUACGAGGACUGGGAUCGCUACAAACUGAAUGACAUAGUAGAAGUCUAUGGAAUCCUCUCUGUCAACCCAGCUCUCAGUGCAUUUGACCACAACAAAGACACCACCUCAUCCCUCCUUGACCCUGCAGAAUUCAUGGAGAUGGCAGAGGAACAGAGAGUGCACAGUCCACCGACCUCGCUCGUUCCUCGCCUUCACAUGCUAUACGCCAAGCAACUGUCAAACAACAACCCUCUGCUGCCCUCAGCCACCUUGGAGAACGACAGUUCCUUUUUAUCUACAACCUUGAGCGAGAUGGCCUCAGUCAAGGCGGAGCUGCACACAUACUUAACUCACGUUCUUCUGGGAGAUACUCUUGCUGCCGAGUACCUCAUUCUGCAUCUCAUUUCUAGUGUAUACACCAGAAGAGAUGUACUCCCACUUGGAAAGUUCACCUUGAACCUGAGUGGCUGUCCAAUAGUCGCCUCAUACACUGAGCGUCUAUACCAGAUCAUUCAGCAGCUCGUCCCUUCUUCAUACUAUCUGGGCAUGAGCCUCCAGAACAUGAACCAGUUGCGAUUGGUGCCCAAGAAGGAUUAUGUGGGCAACCGCCUCUUGAGUGGAGUCCUCCAGUUGUCCAAAAACACUGACCUGUUCCUGGAUGAAACCCAGCUGGAGCAGGGACAGCUGGACACAGCAGGUGUGCGUAACAUCACAGCCCUGGGGAACGUGAUCUCAUGGCAGAAGGUUGAAUAUGACUUUAACUACCAUCAGAUGGAAUUCCCCUGCAAUAUUAACGUGCUCAUCACAUCUGAGGGCCGCUCACUACUGCCGGCAGACUGCCACAUCAAUCUACAGUCUCAGGUUAACCAGUCUCACAUGGAGGAGUAUAUAAGCAGCAUCAACAUGCCGGUGCAUGUUUCAUCACAGCUCAACAAGUUCAGGAUUUACUUGAGUUUGGUGCGGCUGCUUGAUUACAGUAUCUCUGAUGAUGUGACAAAGUCAGUUGAGGAUGACUUCGUCGACAUGAGGAAGGAUGAUCCACAAAGCAUAUCUGCUGAAGACCUCCACAGGAUGCUUAUUGUUGCGAGGUUGCUGUCUCUCAGCCUUGGACAAACCUCUCUGUCCAUAGACAGCUGGAAGAGAGUCAAACAAAUGGAGAUGCAGCGAAGAAGCAGGAUUGAGCAGCUCAAGUGUUUCAACGGCAACGAGCAGUGAUCGAACACAGAUAAAUGAGAUGCUUUUGUUUUUUCUGUUUGACAAAACAAAGAUUUAUAAUAAAUAUGUUUAAAUAUGAA
Molecule: messenger RNA, 2126 nt
Organism: Labrus mixtus (cuckoo wrasse)
Lineage: Eukaryota; Metazoa; Chordata; Actinopteri; Labriformes; Labridae
Gene: mcmbp
Product: minichromosome maintenance complex binding protein
Exons: 16
Coding region: 154-2046 (630 amino acids)
Biological process (GO): DNA-templated DNA replication
Molecular function (GO): chromatin binding
Source: RefSeq, a predicted model, not a curated record